Caenorhabditis auriculariae is the source of this 5187-nucleotide messenger RNA. NCBI's taxonomy places the organism in Eukaryota, Metazoa, Nematoda, Chromadorea, Rhabditida, Rhabditidae. The record is from the annotation of a GenBank genome assembly.
AUGGCUUCCGAUUUUUCUUCGUCUUUACUGUCGAUAUUUCUGUUUUCACUGGUUUUUGUUUUUCGUCGAGGUGAGGAAACUUUUUGGAAGGGGGUUUUUUUGAAAUUUAGCCUUUUUAUGAGCAUCUGAUAGUUCAAAAUAAGAUCAUAGUUUUGAGAUUUAUUGCGAUUUUCAUUAGAAUUCACUCUUGUUGAUUUUAGACUUUUAAAGUGGCCCGCGCCAGCUUGUCACGAUUUCCAGUUUAUUUGGAGCUACAGUAGCCUUUUCGGCUUUUUCGCUUCGAUGCUCUCGGUGUGCCCCCUUGCGUGCUCCUUUAAUAAAACUCAUUGUUUCCGAACUUUGGAAUUUUCUUAUUCUACAAAAACAGUUGUGACAUCAAAUUUUGUAUCAAACUAACCCAAAAAUUAUAUGCCAGAAAAGCUCGAACAGUCGGUUUCAUCAAUAACAAUCAAAAUUAUUGAAUUAAUCUUUUUGAUUUUUUUUUUUACAAAUCCAGCACAGAAUCUGAGUGUGUAUAGUUGAAGCGAAAAAUGAAAUCAAUCCAUUGAAAAAACCUCGUUAAUGAAAGAGAUAGCGGAAAUUGAAGCAAUAUCUUGAUCAGAAAUAAUGUUUUAUUAAAGGCGCACGCAAGGGGGCACACCGAGAGCAUCGAAGCGAAGCGCCGAAAGGGGUUCUGUAGCUCCGAGGAAAAUUGAAAUCGUGACACGCUGGUGCGGAAUGACCUAUAUGUCAAAACCCUAAAGUGCCCCCUGAAAUUUUCCCGUUCUCCAGGCUCCAAGGCCGAUGUGGACCCGUGUCCGGACCGAUGGUUCCACAUGCCCCAAUCCCAUUCUUGCUUCUACUCCCCACUUCAUCCCCACGAGUGGGAAGAAGCUGAAGAGCACUGUAUAGAGCUUGGUGGACAUUUGGCUUCGGUUCGAAGUCCCGAGGAAGCUUCUAUCUUGCGAAGUUUGUUUCUAUCAAGAAAUUUUUAUCUUUAUCUAUAUCUUAUCAAAUUUUUAUCAUUUUUUUAACUCAUCAGGGAAUGUUCUGAUCUCACAAUGGGACUUCUGAAUGAGACUACUAGAUGUAUUUUCUGACGCUGAUUCCAAAUCUGGUCUUAAAAACUGCCCUCAAGGCCUGUGAAUAAAGUUAAGGGCUCUCGAAAUUUCCGACCUUUGAGAGCCCCUAACUUUUUUUUUACAGAUUUCAAGGUUCAUUUUUUGAAAAAACAGUGAACCUAGUCUCAUUCAGAAGUCCACUGGUAAGUUAAAAACAAAAAAGGUGUUAAAAAAUGGCUCAUUUAAUGUAUUUUUAGUUAUUAUUUUGGGUUUCCACUCUUUUAUUUUUUUAAACUAGGUGUUUUUAUCAUUUUUUGGGAUCAAUUUUGCGUUACCGGAAUUUUUCAACCUACUCAGAUAUUCUUAACGCAAAAAAGACGUGCUCCUGACGUUUCUAAGCGAUUCUAGGGAUCACUUAAGAGUGCUGACGCUACUAAAGUGGUCACUAAAAAUUCGCGUUACUCCAAGUUAGUUGACCAUAUUCAAGGGCGCGCCGGCUCAAAAAUCCCUGUCAAUAAUAAGAUGUAUUCUCGGUUUUUGUUUGCUUUUGAUUUUUUCUUAACAGUUAUUGUUAUAGAAUUUCUUACUAUCACCUUGUAAAUUCAAUAAUUCCCCUUUCCAGCACUUUUGGUCCGAGAAAACCCGAGUUUUUUCAACUGGAUCGGACUCCGACGAAAUCCGAUCGAUCAGGAAUUUUCGUGGACCGACGGUUCCAGCUUCUCCUUUGCACUUUUCAAGAAAAGUUCGUUUUUGAAGACGUUGGAAAAGAAAAAAAAUUGAUAAAAAGCUGUUUUGUAGUGCUUCCAACUUACCCUGGACUGGUAUAAGUGUCUAGGAAUUUACUAUAUUCUCAAGGAAAUCUAUGUUUCUUGAGUUUUUUUGGUGUCAUUUCAAAAAUUUUUAAAUUAUGUAAUUUUUUUUGUUUUGAAGUUCCACCACGAACACAGUUUUUUUCCUGAGUUUUCCCAGUUUCUCUAUGAAUUCAACCAGUCAACUUAAUUUACUCUGUUUUGAAAAAUUUAGAUUUUUUUUCAAAGUUUUUUUUUUGCCAAAAUGACCGUAUGCCAAAUUGGAACAGAUGCGCUUCAAGAUCGCGUGGUUUUGUGAAGAAAAAGUAAAAUAGCUUUUUUCUCAGUCUUAUCAAUUUUCAGACGAACCCACAGAUUUUGGAGACUGUAUCGCCUGGUCGCUGACUGAGGGAACCGACGGCUGGGCGGCUAUAAACUGCGAUUAUUCCCAAUUUUUCCUCUGUCGCAAGGGUGCCGAGGGGUUUGAAUUUUUAAGCUAACUAUCUUUAAGAAGCUUCAUCUUGCUAGGAAUUUUUCCUGUUUCAGUGAACGAGCCGCCUGGUUUAGUGAGGAUGAAGGCGAAUUUUCGAGUCCCGGUUUCCCGGAAGCCUACGAAAACGAGAUGAAACGCAAUUUCUUCAUUCAGGUUAAGAAAAUUUACGUCUAGCAAACAUCGAAAAUGAUCAGUUUGAGGCUUUUUCUGUCUUUUUCCGAUAGAAAUAAGACUGGGAGAAUCUCUAGUGGCCAUUUAAGGGGCUCCUUAAGGACUACUUGGAGAGGACACUGAAAAAACCCCUAUAGAAGCCACUAUCUUGCGUCUUAGUGGCCACUAUAGCAGUUUUAGUGGGUUAAUAAAACCACCUGGAGUUCUAAAAUUCCAGUCGAUUUUAAUCACUUAAGUGGCCACUUAUUUGACUACUAGAGUGGCCACUAAAAUGUCGAAACCCUACAGUGUCCACUAAAAAUACUCCAGAUGGGCGUGGCUUCAAAAAUCAAUGAGAAAAGCUUGAAAAAUAUUUUUUUUAUACUUUUUGCUAUGGAAUUAAUAAUAAAAACCUAGUUUUUCUCUAAAACUCUCUCUAAAGCACGCUAUUUCGCCGAUCGUGUUAGGACCAUUUUAUCGAAUUUUCAUGGAUCUUUUAUGCUUUUUCACAAUAAUAUAGUUUCAGUUUGAAAUAAAAAGUCGUUUCUACUUUUUUUUUUCAGCCACUUAUUUAACUACUAGAGUGGCCACUAAAAUGUCAAAACCCUACAGUGUCCACUAAAAAAAUACUCCAGAUGGGCGUGGCUUUGAAAAUCAAUGAGAAAAAGCUCGAAAAAAAUAUUUUUUUAUAUACUCCUUGCUAUGAAAUUAUUAAUAAAUACCUCGUUUUUUUCUCUAAAAACUCUCUGGAGCACACUAUUUCGCCAAUUGUUCCAGGACCAUUUUAUCGGAUUUUAUUGGUUUUUCUGAAAUUGUUUCAAAAGUUAUCAGGAAUAACCUCUCAAUUUCAAAAAAAGUCAAAAAAACCAUUUUUAACUAAUUUUCAGCCAACUAUUUAACUACUAGCGGGACCAUAAAAACCCUAAAGGGACCACUAAAAGUUUUUUAAAGUUGAAAAACUCCCUUUUCUUAAGAAAUUAGCCUUUUUCUAGGUUGAAAACGGCUCAAGAAUCCUCCUCACCUUCACUUCAAUCGAUACAGAACCCGAAAAAGAUGUGAUUACGGUAUUCGACGGUCAUUCGGAGGAAAGUCGAACCAUUGCCAAGUUUCAAAAAAAAUCAAAAAAUCAUUCAAAAAUCGAGAAAUUUCUAGGCUUUCCGGAAAAAUCCCGGAAAGUCGAUCUUUCCUUUCCAGUAGCCAUGAAAUGGCUGUCAGGUUCGAAAGCGACGAGGAUACGGUAGCCGCUGGCUUCUCCGCCCGUUACAGUAUACUGUGGGGUUACUGUAGUUAUUUCAAAUAGACUAGGGGAAUUUUUCAGGAUGAGAAAUGAGCUGAAGAACUAUUCGAGCAUGUUCGAGACGAUUUCCAGCCCAAAACCUGCCGCCUCCUUUUACUUGCAAGAUUAUUUGAUCGAAUGUCCGCCGGACUUUCAUGUCGAGUUUACGGUUUCAGGUAAAUUUGGGGGUUGAAAAGAAAAUAUAUUAGACUUAGAAACUCCAGAGUGGCCCUUAAGGGUUUCGAAAUUUGAAAGUUCUUUUUUUUUUUUUACUUCACCAAACCCUAUAGGGGCCACUCAAGCUUGCAAAAGCGGCCUCUGGGACAUUCUGGUCGAUUAUUGUCAUGAAAUUGAUAAAAAUCAAUAAAUUACUGUUUUUGUUUAGAACUAAACUGCUUAACCCCUCUAGGGACCACCUAAAUUUUACCCCUAUAAUGGCUGGUUUUUCUCUAAACCCUAUAGGGAUCACUCUGGUGUUAAGAAGUGAGGAAAAGGCGUAAAUAAAUGUAGAAAAAAGACAAUUUUUGGGAUUUUAAGACAUUUUCAAAGCUUUUAGAGCGUGAUAAAAAUUCGAAAAAUCGGAUACUUUAUUAAAAAGUGGCUAGAAAAGGCAAGAAACUCCGUUUUCCACCUUGAAGGGCGGUAGAUCGAUUACUUUUGUACCUUGGAAAGUCAGAAAAGGGCCUCUUAAGGGAUUCAAUUGAUUGAAACCUGAAAAAGGCCACUUUAGGGUUCUACUCGAUCGGAACCUGACUUUUUGCUAUCACUUGUUAAAAAGAAGUUAUUGGGAUUUUUAAAGGAGCAUAGGCUAAUUUCUUUUUCAAGGUCCCGAGCCGAAAAGUCGUUUUUAGUGGUAAUUUUGAAGGUUUUCAUAAGUAAUUUCUGUCAUCAUAUGUAUUAAUUUGAAAGAAAAUAUAUAGUCUGUUCAGAUUUUGAAUGUCAAGUGCAAUGACGUCAUUCGAAAACGCUCUGUGGAUGGCUCGCUCUCUGAUUGGUUUAUCGCGCCAUUAGGGGGCGGGGCUUCAGCGACGACUUGACAUUCAAAAUCUGAACAGACUAUAGUUUCUGGCCAAUUUAACGCCUUUUUCUCCUCUUGAUACAUUGUGAAUAAUAAUUUCAUCGUUUUAUUCUCAAAAAAAAUAUUUCUAGGCGUUCAACUGGACGCUGACGACACCUUGAAGUUCUACCAAGGCUCAUCGGAUCAAGAAUACGUCAUCAAAAUGUAGAUUUUCCAAAUUUCAAGCCGAAUUUUUAAGAUUCAGGUACAAGGCGACCUCGUCGAAGAUCACCAACUUUCCCACGGAAAACUUCAAAUCGACCAAAAAUACCGUAUUUUUCUCCUACGAUUCCGGUCAGCAGACGAAACCCGACGAAAACGGCUGGAAGUUGGAAUAUCAGUGCAAAUUCGACGCGAAUCUCGGCGAAGAAAUCGAAAUUUGA